AUGUGUCUGUCUUCGCUCAAUAUUAUUAUUGAGCCCGACACAUUUGUGGGCAUCGUUGGACCGGUUGCAGCUGGAAAAUCAUCUCUACUAAAAGCCAUAUUAGGUGAAUUAAACUUGAUUGAUGGUGAACUAGAAGUAAAUACAAGCUCAUUAUCAUAUAGUACACAAAUUCCAUGGAUAAUUGCUGAUACUCUUCGUGCGAAUAUUAUUCUAGGAAAAACAUUUGAUAAAGAACGUUAUUCGAGUGUAAUACAUGCAUGUUGUCUCGAUAUAGAUAUUGAUGCUUUUGGACCUAAUGGUGACUUGAUAAUGAUCGGCGACAGAGGUAUUAAUUUGAGUGGUGGACAAAAGGCGCGUAUAUCACUCGCUCGAGCAUUAUAUACCGAUGCUGAUAUUUAUCUUCUUGAUGAUCCAUUAGCUGCUGUUGAUCGUAAAGUAGCUCGACUAAUCUAUGACCAAUGUAUUGGUCCAAAUGGUCUCUUAAGCAAAAAAACUCGACUUUUGAUAACUCAUCAAAUAGAAUUUUUAGCAGAAUCACAUCAAACAAUUCUUCUGAAAAAUGGCCGCAUUGUUGCACAAGGACGUGUUACCGACUUACCAUUGGAAAACCGAGAUAUCUAUCAAACUAAUGAUGAUCAGCUUAUAAUGGAUGAUGUAUCGCCGAGUAUGCUCGAAAUAGAACAAAUAAACAUGAAUAGUGAAAAGAUUCUUUCUGAAGAAGACUUAGGAAGUAAUACAGUUAGUUGGUCUACAUGGCGUUCAUUCUUUAUUGCAUCACUUCGAGAUUAUUUCGAGUUAGCACUUAUUGGCUUACGACUUGGUCAACAUCUUCUUAUUUUCAUCGAUCGUAUAUAA
Molecule: messenger RNA, 855 nt
Organism: Rotaria sp. Silwood1
Lineage: Eukaryota; Metazoa; Rotifera; Eurotatoria; Philodinida; Philodinidae
Source: the annotation of a GenBank genome assembly